CUUACAUCCUCUCUACUAUUGUAAAAUCUGCAUCAUGCUAUGAUCUUCUCAUCUAUACAGCUCAGAUCCAUUGCAUCCGUACCCGCUAGACGCGUGAAUCGAUGUUUUCAUGUCGCAACAUUACGGCAAAAGACAUGCGAUCGCCUACGCGUGCUGUUCUGCGGAUCCGAUGACUUCAGCGUCGCUUCGCUACGGGCGCUACACCAAGAAAUGGUGGAUGGUUCGCCGGCCGACAUAGACUCUAUUGAAGUCGUUUGUCGACCCGGGAAGCGUACUGGGAGAGGCCUAAAGACUAUCACCCAUCCUCCGAUCCGGGCUGUAGCGCAAGAUCUUGGCCUUCGGCUCCAUGAAAUAGACACUUUCAGGCAUUGGCAAGCUCCUCUUGACAUCAAUCUUGUCAUUGCUGUCUCGUUUGGGCUGAUGGUACCCCGUCGCAUUCUGGAGGCUGCGAGAUAUGGCGGGUUAAAUGUUCAUCCCUCCAUGCUACCUGAUCUUCGGGGCGCCGCACCUUUGCAGCACACUUUGUUGCAACACCGAAAAUGGACCGGAGUGUCCGUCCAAACGCUGCAUCCGACAAAAUUUGAUCAUGGCGUCGUAAUAAACCAGUCGCCAUUUCCUGGUGUCCCUGUAGCUAAGGGAAGCUCAACUCUGGAGCUGCGAGACGUGCUUGCGCCACUGGGGGCUGAACUCCUGCUUCAUACGCUCCGAAACAAGCUCUUCGUAGACCCUAUCCAACCGGUGACGCUUUCAGAGGAGCAGAUUCGCACUUUGACUGGGAAUAUGGGCAUCGCUGCGGCCCCUAAAAUCAGACCUGAAGAUCGACAGCUGAAAUGGGAUGAAAAGCCGUCAAUAGAGGAUAUCUUGCUACGGAGUCAAGUAUUGGGACGGUUGUGGGAUGUCACGACGUAUUCCAAGGUCACCAGUGCCACCGAAACGAAGCGCAUCAUGUAUGAGAAUUGGACAGAACAUAGGAUCGAGGGCGACUACUUCGAACUUUCCGUUCAAAACGAUCUCAGUCUCCUCAUCCCUGUCGACACGCAGGAAGGCAUUGAUUCCGCUCGCCCUCUUCAGUUUGUUGUGCAACGCGAAGCAGACGAAAGCAAAGGCAGCUUUGAUAAGGGCAGAAAGAUUUACACGUCUGAGUUCACUGUUGAAGGAGGACCGAAGGGUGGCGGUGGAAAGGAACUGCUGCGCCAGAUGAUACGUCACCGUACGGACGGGUUAUUUGGCAAGCUGCGCGUUCCGUAAUUCGCCGUCGAAGGUAUAUAUCACGAACAAUCAAAUGGCACGCCUCCGGGCACAUCAGUCUGAUGACGAUCGCGGGCAAUUUAUGCUCGCGACCGGAGCAGACAUGCCACCUGCAAUAAUUAAAAAAAAUAAUCUUCCACCAAUCUUCCGGAACUUCCAGAUGCAGGGGAGAGGCUGG
Verruconis gallopava is the source of this 1426-nucleotide messenger RNA. RefSeq lists its product as uncharacterized. The transcript has 3 exons. Gene Ontology annotation, biological process: conversion of methionyl-tRNA to N-formyl-methionyl-tRNA; biosynthetic process. NCBI's taxonomy places the organism in Eukaryota, Fungi, Ascomycota, Dothideomycetes, Venturiales, Sympoventuriaceae. The coding region runs from base 40 to 1248 and encodes 402 amino acids. The record is from RefSeq and is a predicted model, not a curated record. Gene Ontology annotation, molecular function: methionyl-tRNA formyltransferase activity. Gene Ontology annotation, cellular component: mitochondrion.